Messenger RNA from Naegleria gruberi, 1954 nucleotides. RefSeq names its product membrane-attack complex/perforin domain-containing protein. The transcript is spliced from 3 exons. Lineage: Eukaryota; Heterolobosea; Eutetramitea; Acrasida; Naegleriidae. The record is from RefSeq and is a predicted model, not a curated record. Bases 1 to 1935 code for a protein of 644 amino acids.
AUGUAUACAACAUGCAACAACAAGGUUAUGAAGAGUGGAAUUAUGUUUUCAUUCAUCAUUGUUGUGUUGAAUUUAAUUGUUUACUCCAAUCAGACUCCUCGAUUGAGGGCUCUUGUGGAUCCAAAGGUUCAAUUAAAAACACAAAUCUCAAAGAUGGAAGCCAAAUGUAUGAUUGGAAUGAAGGGAUUGAAAUGUAAUGGAGUGAGGGUCAAUCCACUCUCUAGAAAUGUAAUGGAGGAUCUGCCAAUUGUGGCUGGAGUUGGAUACAGCAGAAUAGAUCACACUAUUAAACCUCAAAUUGUUAAAUCACCUCAAGCAAAGAAGGUCACACAAACAGUCACUAAAUUCCUGAAUGUGAUGGAUAGUGCCGAGAGAUUCUUUGAUUAUGUGUAUCCAGGUGAUGGUGUUCCUAUUUAUAAUGGAUUGUAUAGUCAUAAUUCUGGAGCUGCCGAAAUUUUCACAAACUACUUUAAGGGAAACAUGAUGGUCAUGGAUGCUCAACAACAAUAUGUUACACAUGCUGUUUCAGUUGAUAAAGUUGAAGUCACUGAAGAUUUUCAAAGAAUUUUAGAUAUUUUACCAUCAACAUUGGAUAGAGAUUUAUAUAAUUUAGUUAUUUCAUCAUUUGGAGAUUCAAUUCUUUAUCAAGUUGAGUAUGGUGGAGUUGUUGAUUUGACUGUUUCAGUUAGAUCUUGUUUCAAUGAUGCUAAUAUGAAGAAUUAUUUGGAUUUGGAAUUGCAAAUGGCAGCCGGUGAUGCUCCAAACACUCUUCCAAGUGGCUACAUUAGAUAUCACAAAGUUUCACAAUUGGACAUUGUUGGAGGUAAUCCAGAAUUGAGUGAUAUCAAGCAGAGAGUUAACACAUUCAGUCUCAACCCAGUUCCUGUUAAAUUCUUAUCAGUUCCAAUUUGGAGAGCUUUCCCAAAUGGUCCAAAGCAAGAAAAUAUGAAGAAAGUUUACCAAGAAUACUUGGACGCAAAGGUUAAAGAGAUUUUGAACAUUCGUUCUUCGUUAUAUUCUCACAUUCAAUCAGAGCAAGCUCAAACACUUCCAUUCUAUGUUUAUCAUUACGCUAGAAAUGGUAAAAUUGGUCAAUUGGGUGAAAAGAUUGAAUUGUCUGGUGCAAGUAGUGGAUUUGCCACAGAAUUUAUCAAAAUGUUCAAUCAACCACAAAUGAAGAACUAUGCAUUCAAGCCUUACAUUCACAGACAAGAAGAUGGUUCCUUCUAUUUUGAUUUCAUUAAGGGAACUUGCAAUUCCAUUUCUGUAACUAAUUGUGCCUUCCCAGAUCUCAGUACUACUUUUUUGAGAUCUGCAAGUGAGGAGGUGGAAAGAGAUGAGGAAUUUGUUGAGGUUACCAGUAAUCUUGCUGAAAAUACAAUAAUUGAGGAGUCUACAUCUUUUGUACAGAAUGAUGAAUGGAUUGUUAAUGAUUUGAUUGAAGAAGAAGCACUACUCCAAUUAAUUGAAUUCUUCUACUCGGGUGAGAUUUCAUUUACUACAGAACAAGCAAUUAAUUUGCUUUUAAUUUCUCAAAAGUAUAUGGUUAAGGGUGGAUUGAUUGAAUCAAUUCAGAUCGAUAUUGAAACCAACAUCAAGCCAUCAAAUUGUUUUACUGUUUUCAAAUUGAUUCUCUCAUUAAAUGUUCAAGAUUCAUUCAUUGAUAGAAUGUUGCAAACAUGUGUAUUGGAAAUGAGUAAGAACUUUGAGGCAAUUCUCUCGACGAAUCAAGAAGAAUUACUGAACUUUUCUCCAACUACAUUAAUCACCUUCCUUAAAGCCGCAACAAAAAUCAAGUAUGGAUUGAGGUGUGAUGGUAAAAAACUAUUGAGAUUUAUCAUUGAUUGGUUAAUGCGUGAUAUUGAGAUGAGAAAGGAAUACAUGCAAGAAAUUAAAGCCAUUGAAUGCCAAAUUACCUAUCAAUACAAGUACUAACCAUAUUGCCUUUUCACUU